AUGUUAGGUAAAGAUUCUGAAGAUAAUAAAGCGUUUUGUGGGUUUUGCCAAAUUCUUAGCAUAAGAUUCAGGAUUCGGUUGCUGACCACCACAAAUAAUGAUGAUUUGGUUGGAAUGAUCAGGGAACACUGUGUUCUGGUGACUCCAAACGAUUUGUGCCACAAACUCUUAGAUGAGUUCGGGCAUCAAAUCGUGAGUGCUAUAAUAGUAGUAUUGCGAACUCAUGCUGAUGUGUGUGGGCAAUUUGUUUUGGGCUGCACCCAAGACAAGUCACAGAUCAAUCAUUUAUGGAAUUUACAGUUGCCUGAUGAAAAUAAUAAGAUUGAGGAGAAGAAAGAGUAUAAUGUUUUACACCUUACUGAUCCUCAUAUUGACAUGGACUAUGCCGAAGGAUCAGAAGCUGAUUGUCAAACAAGGCAAACUCUGGGACAAAUUCUUUUGUGUUGCAGACAAGACAAUAGUUCGCUUUCUAAUGAAAUUAAGAUGCCUGCAGGUAAGUGGGGGAUGCCAAUGCAUUGUGAUCCGCCUUACAGACUUUUCGAGAGUGCUCUCGACUAUAUCAGACAAAAUAUUAGCAGAAUCGAUUAUAUCAUUCUUACCGGUGAUUAUGAUGUUCAUACGAUAUGGGACGGAGAUUAUAAGAGAGUUGUAGAACGCUUCAUAAAUACUACUGAAACAAUCAAGAAUUUCUUCCCUAACACGCCAUUAUACGUGACAAUUGGAAAUCAUGAGGGUGACCCAUCAGAUUCGUUUCCAUCGAAGAGAAGUGCUAUUUUAACAAACAGCUCCACAAAUGCCAGAGAUGAAGUAUAUAAAGCCCUGAAAACAAUUAUGGAACCCCUCUUACCUGAAAACUCUUCAUCGUCCAUUUUGGAAACAGGAAGUUACUCUAUUAAACCAUUUCCUGGUCUCAAACUUAUAUUUAUAAACAAUAAUUACUGUUCCGAUCUCAAUUUUUUAAUAUAUACGGAUCUCGUCGAUCCUGAUGGAGUUAUCCAGUGGUUGAUUGAAGAGCUAACUGAUUCUGAGAAAAAUCAAGAAAAGGUUCAUAUAAUCGGUCAUAUCCCACCUGUGGGAACUUGCCUACGAGGAUGGGCAAACAUGUUCCUGAAGACUGUUCGAAGGUUCAGUAAUACUAUAGAAGGUGAACUAUACGGGCACACCCAUCAUGACCAAUUUACUGUUUAUCGUGAUGGAAGCAAACCAUUUGGUUCUGCAUUUGUUUCUCCAUCAUUUUCAACAUUUCCGGGACAAAAUCCUGCGUUUAGAACUUAUAAAAUGAAUGAGGAAUUCAAAAUUGAAGAUAUUGAGACUUACUCGGCGGAUAUAAUGAAAGCCAAUCUUCUGGGAACGCAGCCGGUUUGGUUUCAGGAAUACAGCUUUAAGAAAAUGUACGACUUGCCAGAUUUGGACCUGUCAACCUUGCAUAACUUGACGAAAAUUCUUAGUAAUCCAUUCUAUUUUGAAAGAUAUGAGUAUUUGUAUUGGAAAAAUUGGAGAAGCAUGUGCUCUACAACCGGCUGUCGUAACCAAAUAAGGAGCCAAUUAACUUUGAACAUAAAAUAA
This is a messenger RNA of Auanema sp. JU1783, 1566 nucleotides long. The record is from the annotation of a GenBank genome assembly. NCBI's taxonomy places the organism in Eukaryota, Metazoa, Nematoda, Chromadorea, Rhabditida, Rhabditidae.